Molecule: messenger RNA, 3206 nt
Organism: Ilex paraguariensis (yerba mate)
Lineage: Eukaryota; Viridiplantae; Streptophyta; Magnoliopsida; Aquifoliales; Aquifoliaceae
Source: the annotation of a GenBank genome assembly
AUGGCAGAACCCAUAGCUUUCUCAAAGACGCAACGCAUCGUACUCCUCAUAGACCUUAACCCUCUCUUCUCUCUCCAACAGAACCCUAACCCAUACCUGACUUCGAUCCUAACCUUCUCCAAACUCCUCCUCUCCUUACAUUCUCUCUCCAGUUCUCUCUUCGCCUUCAAGCUUUUCAUCUCAUCUCUCUCUCCUCUUCGCUCCUCUUCCCUCCUCCCUCGGUCCCAUUCAUCUUCUCUCUCCUUCAACCACCCUUCAGAGACCCUCAAUUCUCUUUCCACUACCCUCACUUCUCUCUCUUUUCCAACUCAAUUCGCUAAUUCACUGCCUCAUGCUUCGUGUAUCGCCAGCUCAUUGCUUCAGCUUAUACAUGAUUACUCAUGGGAGUCCGAAAUUGAGAAUCUGUCAGGUAAAAAUAACGAUUUCCCAGUUAUUCGUUCCCAUUUGGUUAUUCUGCUUUCUCCCAUUUGUAGAUCAUUCAAAUAUUUAUCUGAACUCAUGGGUAUUGAUUUAAAUGACGAAAGUUCAAAUGAAUUUAUUGUGAAAUUUCGUGAAUUGUUUGGUGCUGUGAAUGAUGCAUAUGUUAGUAGGGAUAUUCAUUGUAGUUGGAUUGACGUUAAUUAUGAAAUGGGGUGCACUGAAGAAAAUGGUGGAAUAAAUGAGCCUGGAACACAGAUUGCAGUACUGUUUCAGAAUGGAAUUAGGAGCUUAGGUUGGAGUUUUGGUUCAACUGAGUCAAUUGUCUUGGGUUCUGCUCUUAUUCCCUUUGGAUUGAUAUAUCCGAAGAUUGGAACUCCAUUUAAUGUUGCGAAAGGUAAUAAUCUGAACAAGAGCAUUUCUGCCCAAUUGAGUCUAGAGAUUUCAGAUGUCAGUGGGAAGCCUUUGGAAUGCAAGUGCUGUGAUCUUCAAUUACUGAAUCCGAUGUUGUCUAGGCUUACUUCUGAUAAUACUGUAAAUGCUUUGAGCUUUAAGGAUUCAGAAACUGAAGGGUCUGAUAAUAAUGAAUCAUUUUGGGGUCAUUUGGGUGAUGGACCUGUAAAGCUGCAUGUCAAUGCAGUGCAGAGGUAUGCAAUGAGUGAGAAAAUUGAAGGGUGCUCGGUUGGUCAUAUCCUAGUAAGAGGAUGCUCUGGACAACCUGGCAAAAGUAGGAAGAAGUGUUCGGAAGAAUUUUUUGCAGACAGGGCUCUUAAAAUGCUAUCGAGUGAAAUGGGUGAGUUCAUUCAGAGGAAUUCCAUUCCCAUAUGGCAAAUUCUUCUGAGCUUUCUUUACAUGGAGGGCUACUGGGCUUUGGGCUACUGGGCAUUGGUGUCUCUUUCAAAUAGCAAAGGGGAUCGAUUCAGUGGUAUUCUUAAGCCUUUAACAGCUCAUUUGGCUCUCCUCUCUAUAAUAGAUAAUGGUCUCUUUACAGUAAAUAACUUUAUUGGAUUGAACUUGGCAAACAUAGAUGUUGAGAUUUACAAAACCUCUGUUGAUAAGACAAACUCAGAUAGCUGUACUGGUUCUCAAACUGAUACAUCACCAUCUGGAAACUGUGUGCAACUAGGGGAUGGCAAAAGAAAAAAGAAUAAAAAGCAUUUGCAUCAGAACCUCACAUGGAGCUCCUUCCGUGAGGCAGCCUUUGAAUGCUUUGAUUUUGACUUGACAGAGAUUUACUUUGGCAGAGAACUUGACAACUCAAAGAAGCUAAAGUUUUUAAAAUGCUGGAUGAAACAAGUCAAAAAGCCUAGUCGUUACCGCCUAACAGCACCACAUGGAUCUAAGUCACUAGAGCACAUGGCCAAAGAAAUAGAUGAAAGGCUAAAUAUGGCACAAGAAGAGAGUGAACAGCCCACGUCUCCUCAUGUUUCAUCCGAACCAUGUGGAAUGCAGGAGGGAGCUGCUUCUGUUUCGUGUUUGGAGGCGGCCGAAUCUUUCUUCAAUAAUCUUCCAAUGAAAAUCCAACAAAGCCUUGAAUCGGGAUUGGACUUGCAGACCUUGGCAGAGAGACUUGUGAACUCAACCAUUCAUUGGUUAUCUCAACAGCAUGAAAUAGACAACAAAGUGGAGGGUCAAACCACAAUGGUAAAAUUAGGCGACACUUACAGCAAAGUAGUUGGCGCUAAACUAGUAAAACUUUUACUAAGGGAGCCCAAGGAAUUAAAGGAAAAGCGCAAUGAUAAUCUUCCAUCAUUUGAAGCAUCUGAUCCAAGUACUAGAUCAGAAAAUAUGAUACUCCGAUCGGAGAUUGCAGAGCGUAUUAAGGAAUCUACAAAGCAGGAGCUUGUAAAGCAGAUUUGCUCUCUUUUAGAGAUUAUUCAGUACCUGGUAGAAGGAGGCUUUGAUGGUCACGUAAGCCUUUAUAAUUAUGUUGAAAGGACCAUAAAAACAAGGUAUUCUCACAUUCUUGAAGAUGUUGUACAUAGUAUCUACGCAGAAAUGGAUCUGUUGCUGUUUGCUGACGAGAUUGAACCACCGAUUCUCCUAUUUAACAGUGAGGACAGUAAUCAAUCUUGGAGAGAGAAACCAGAGAGGGAUGAGACGGCCGAAACAAACAAAAUUCAUCAAUCAGUCUCAGCAGAAGAUGAGUCUUCCCAACCGCCAGAAGCUAUUGAUGAGAGUCCCCAAGGGGUUAGAAGAGAGGAGCAUGCACGCAAGUUAAAUGAAGCCCGUGAGAGGAGAGAAAGGGCCCGAAGAUUUACAUCUUUUACAAGGUGGGUACCAGAUUUGCAAAGGGUUUGGGCUCCAAAGCAGCCUAAGGCAGUGAAACUGAAGUCCGAGUCUAUUCAGAAGGAAACGAAAAGGAAGGAACGAAGAAAGGCUAGUUAUAGCAUAGUAUUGGAGACUCCAGUGACUGGGAAGAGGCGUUCAUGCUCUAGAGAAAACAGCCUCGAAGACGAAGAACAACUACAUCGUGGGAAUAACUCUUCUACUUCUGUUUCUAAAGCCCUGUUUCAAGGUGAAUGAUGAUACAAGGUUGGUGACAUUCUUUCAGCUUCCGUCGAGGAUUUUGCAUAUGCAUUCAUUCAUACGAGCAUUGAUGCAAUACGAAUUGGCCUUGCUGCUUGUCGACAUUUUAACAUCAUAAGGUUGCCUCAAAAUUCAACCAAACAGUUCAACUUAUUUUUGACAUUAGUGUAGUACGUUGUGUUUCAUACCUUCUCUAUAACAUGAAUGCAAUUGCAAGAUGGUAAUAAUUGUCUGAAUUGCUUUGACUUUUAACAUCAAAG